Molecule: messenger RNA, 1803 nt
Organism: Aspergillus clavatus NRRL 1
Lineage: Eukaryota; Fungi; Ascomycota; Eurotiomycetes; Eurotiales; Aspergillaceae
Gene: nde1
Product: nuclear distribution protein NudE
Exons: 2
Coding region: 1-1803 (600 amino acids)
Biological process (GO): cell migration; establishment of mitotic spindle orientation; centrosome localization
Cellular component (GO): centrosome; kinesin complex; kinetochore
Molecular function (GO): microtubule binding
Source: RefSeq, a predicted model, not a curated record
AUGCCAUCGGCCGAUGACUCUUCCUCUACUCGCCCCAAUGGUACCAGCUCGAGAUCGGAUCAGCUGGCAUGGUACAAGACGCAAUAUGAGCAGUUAGAGGCCGAACUGACCGAUUUCCAGGCCUCCAGCCGUGAGCUGGAGGCGGAGCUGGAAAAGGAUAUCGAGGCGUCGGAGAAGCGAGAGCGGUUGCUGAAGGAGAAGGUGGACAGCUUGAAAUAUGAGGUCGAGGAGUGGAAGACCAAGUACAAGCAGUCCAAAUCGGAGGGGAACUUGGCUCAGAACACGUUACAGAAAGAGAUUACGACGUUGAGGGAUGCGAACAGGACGCUACAGCUGAAGUUGCGAGAUAUUGAAGUCGCCAAUGAUGAUUAUGAACAACAAGCCCGGCAUACCACUUCAUCCCUGGAGGAUCUGGAGUCUAAGUACAACGUUGCCAUUGAGCGGGGGGUCUUGUUGGAGGAGGAGAUCAAGAAUGGAGAGCAGGAACGGGAGCAGCUACGUAUUGAGAAUCAGCGUCUACGGGAUGAACUGUCGGAUUUGAAGAUCGAGACGGAGAUCAUUCAUGAGAAGCUGCGAAACACGGAAUUGCAAAACAGCCGACGCAGGAAACCACUCUCGCUGUAUCGCAGCCCAUCCACCCCACAGACACCGGAUAUCUUUGAUCGCUCCCCAAGUGCGUCAAUCGUGUCCUCGCCCUUAUUUUCGACUCCGACGCUCAAGACUUCGCUCAUGUCCGCCACUGCAGCUCCCCCAUCACCACCGAUUUCUGAGUCGUCGAGCAGCCUGCGCAAGUCAAUGAAUGCGAUGCCGGGUUUCCCACUUCAGAAGGCGUCAGGACCUGACUCGUCGUUUGGGUCACGAUCUUUACAUGGGUCUCGAACUCAGAGACACACCAAUACUCACACGCGUGCGACAUCCUAUGCGUUCACCAGCAACCGGCCCACCCCGUCGGCUACCUCGCGGCCGGCUUUGCCCAAACCCAAGCCUAAGCCUAAUGACAACAAACCGAACAACAAGUCUCAGUCGUCUGGUCUGCCGAAGUCAGGAUCCCUGUAUCAGAUCCGAGGUCUUAUUGGCAAGAUGCAGAAACUUGAAGAGCGAGUGCAGUCCGCCAAGUCGAAACUUCCACCGCCAUCUGACUCCCCAUCCCGUACGUCGUCUCGCUCGGGAUCGAUCAUCGGCGAGAGCCCCGUCGCUUCUACGAUCACGGCGCGAAGGAACUCUCGCAAACGGUUAAGUGGCAGCAGCUUCAGCUCGUCGCUUCGUGACGGGGAAAGCGCGCCAUCGUAUACGGCACCCAGCCGGCCAUCGUUUAGCACUCGUACGCAAGGAGACAGCCGUCCCAGCAGCCGCACCAGCUACUCCAGCCGCAGUUCCGUGAGUCAGAGUACACAUCCCAGCAUGACCCCGUCUACGCGCCCUGACAGCCGCCAGAGCCGGACCAAGACCCCAUUGGGCCACUACUCGAUGAAUCCGACCACGGAAAGCCGACGACCCCGCUCAUCGUUGAGUAACCCCUCUACGCAGAACGGUGGGGUCAAUGGCAUGGCGAAUAUUGAUGAGGACGAGGAUCUAGCCAUGCAUAUGUCACUGCGAGCCAAGAUCAGUGAGAUCCGCGAGAGUCGGUUGCCGGCCAUCUCGACACCGGUUCCGAACGGAUUGAAGAAACGAACACCAAGCGGCAUGUCUGGUAUCCCGGCGCCUCGCAGUCUCCGCACGAGUAAUGGCGUGGACCGUUGGGAGGGCGAUAUGGGCCCACCAGAGCCAAAGGUCAAGUACACCGAUCUUGGCGAGACUUUCUAA